AUGGACGAGAUUUCACCAGCAGUUGCACUGACUUUGAGCUUGGCCAACACCAUGUGUGACUCAGGAAUCUCGUCGACUUUAGAUAUCACCGAGAUGAAGAACGUUGCUGAUGCAGUUGACAUGUUGUCCCAUCAGAAAGAUCAAAGUUACAGUAAUGGAGAGGUUGAACAUAUGAUGGAAGAAGAUGUUUCAGAAGACAAAACACUAACUGAAGCUAGAUCCUUGUCUUCUGAUAUUGGCGUAGCUGUCCAAGAAUCAGAAGAAGACGAGGUACUAGUAUCUGAUGAUGCGACUAUUAUAAGCGAGGGUUUAAUAGUUGUGAACGCUAGGUCUGAAGUAACUUUGCCAGAUACAGAUAACGGGAGGGUUCUUGCUACUGCGAUUAUCAUAAACGAGACAACCAUAGAUCAGGUUCCCACAGCUGAAGUCCUUAUAACGAGUCUGAAUCACGAUGUGAGUAUGGAGGUAGCAGCUUCAGAGGUAGUCAUUAGGUUGCCUGAAGAAACUCAUCAUAACGUUGCAAGAGGAAGCAGGAGUGUAUAUGAACUUGAAUGUAUACCUCUUUGGGGCACUGUUUCAAUCUGCGGUGGAAGAUCUGAAAUGGAAGAUGCUGUCACUGCUUUGCCUCAUUGUCUGAAAAUACCCAUUAAAAUGCUUAUGGGGGAUCAUGAAGGGAUGAGUCCAAGUCUCACACACCUCACUAGUCACUUCUUUGGUGUAUAUGAUGGCCAUGGAGGCUCUCAGGUUGCUGACUAUUGUCAAGAUAGAAUCCAUUUUGCUUUGGCUGAAGAAAUCGAACGGAUUAAACAAGAGUUGUGCGAGAGGAACACUGGCGAGGGUAGGCAGGUCCAGUGGGAGAAAGUCUUUGUCGAUUGCUAUCUGAAAGUUGAUAAUGAAGUUAAAGGGAAAAUCAGCAGACCUGUUGUUGGUUCUUCUUCUGAUGAGAUGGUUCUCGAGGCUGUUUCCCCUGAAACCGUGGGAUCAACUGCUGUGGUUGCUCUGGUCUGCUCAUCACAUAUAAUAGUCUCAAACUGUGGUGAUUCAAGAGCGGUCCUGCUCCGUGGCAAAGACUCCAUGCCUUUAUCAGUUGAUCACAAACCAGAUAGAGAGGAUGAGUAUGCAAGAAUAGAGAGAGCUGGAGGAAAAGUUAUACAAUGGCAAGGUGCACGUGUUUCCGGCGUUCUCGCCAUGUCAAGAUCCAUCGGAGAUGAAUAUCUGGAGCCGUAUGUGAUACCAGAUCCUGAAGUAACGUUUAUGCCACGAGCAAGAGAAGACGAGUGUCUUAUCUUAGCCAGUGAUGGACUUUGGGACGUGAUAAGUAACCAAGAUGCUUGCGAGUUUGCAAGGAAACGGAUCUUAUGGUGGCACAAGAAGAAUGGAGCAUUGCCUUUAGCUGAGAGAGGUGUAGGGGAAGACCAAGCUUGCCAAGCCGCAUCUGAUUAUCUCUCCAAACUCGCUAUUCAGAAGGGAAGCAAAGACAAUAUCUCUAUCAUAGUGGUCGACCUGAAAGCUCAGAGAAAGUUCAAGACCAGAUCUUGA
Messenger RNA from Brassica napus (rape), 1539 nucleotides. RefSeq names its product protein phosphatase 2C 7-like. Gene Ontology annotation, molecular function: protein serine/threonine phosphatase activity; cation binding. Gene Ontology annotation, biological process: protein dephosphorylation. The record is from RefSeq and is marked provisional. NCBI's taxonomy places the organism in Eukaryota, Viridiplantae, Streptophyta, Magnoliopsida, Brassicales, Brassicaceae.